AGCUUUUAUGUAUGCUCUGUAGUGUACCCGGCAUAUCCAUAUAAACUGCACUAACCAGUAAUCCCAGAAGAUUUUACCAUGUAACAAUAAAUAAUUAAAUUUAGAAAAAAUGUACACUUGUGUACCGCAAGCUAAAAAGCUCCUAUUUAUAUCGGGAAAAUAAAAUGACACACAGGCGCACUAGAAGGCAUCUAAUUUAUUUAGUUAUUUUUUACAGUCUCUGGUUACAACCGCUGUAGUUCAUUGGCUACAACUAUCAUACCCGGCUGUAGUACGAGAUCCGCACUCCGCUGACUCGAUGAGUGGCCUAUUAACAUAUGACAGCUGUACUAACGUUAGCCUAGCUGGCUAAAUAGGAGCGAACUAGCUAGUCUUCAGUGUUGGUUCUGCUAAUCAGCGGACAGCUGUCACUUAAAGCGCCGUUUAAACGACAACCAUCUGGGUUUCUAGAGCUACGUGAAUUCAUUCUAUAGUUAAUCUUAGCCAUCAAACCAUCGGAGACGUGCCUAAUAAUACUCGGACAGCUACAUAAACAUUGGCUAGCUGGAUAUCUACACUUAAUUCGUUUUAUUGCUUAUUAUUGUGUGGUUAUACAUUUAUGUGUAUUUUCAAAGGGUGUCAGGGGUACAUUUAUUUAGGCAAGGAUGGCGGACGAGGCGCUUUUUCAAUUUCUUCACAAUGAACUGAUACAGUAUGUCUACAAAUCAGCAGAGCACGGCGAGAUGGAAAACGGGAGGUGCAUUACAAAGCUGGAGAACAUGGGAUUCCGUGUUGGCCAAGGGCUAAUCGAAAGAUUCACACGAGACACUGCACGGUUCAAGGAUGAGCUGGAUGUCAUGAAGUUUGUCUGCAAAGAUUUCUGGACUAGUGUUUUCAAAAAGCAAAUUGAUAACUUACGAACAAAUCACCAGGGGAUUUAUGUGCUACAGGAUAACAAGUUCCGGUUGCUGACACAGCUCUCUACAGGAAAACAGUAUUUAGAACAUGCCCCAAAGUACUUGGCAUUUACCUGUGGGCUAGUGAGAGGCGGACUGGCCAACCUGGGGGUGAAGAGCAUAGUAACGGCAGAGGUGUCCGUCAUGCCUGCCUGUAAAUUCCAGGUGAUGAUCCAGAAGAUGUGAGGAACAGAGGAGGGCCAGCCCUGGAAUCCCCACCCGACAUAAAACACUUGAAACUCACACCUCCAUCUCAGUUUUAUUGCCUUUUUUGAGUGUUUGAAAUGUUCCUGCAUGCAAACAGUGUUGUGGACUACUGUGUAUUAAUUUAAUGUAUUUUUUUCAUUAUUGUUAAUAUGAUUAUUAUUAUUGUGAUCAUUUACCACAUGGACCAUGUAUGCCUUUAAUCAUAUUGAUUUUACACAGUUAUGAAUUUUGUGUAAAAAGAGCGUAUUUUGUUUGCAAUGAUUUGCACUGAGCUUUUGUUAAAUGAGAAUAGAAACUCACUUGUUUUUAGACCUGUUGUCUCCAUGGUAACAUCACCCCACAGAUAUUUGAUAUCUAAACGUCAGCUCUAACAUUGGCACUAGCACAUUGAUUUAGGUCUCAUUUUUAAAGUUGUUGACCUUUGCUUAUCUAUUGCCAUUAGUUAUUCAUAAUCAGUACUGUAUAAUCAGUUUUUGUAUCUUUAGCAUCGCUCCUCUGACUGAUGUAGAUUAUCUGGUUAUUUUAAAGUUUAAUAUAACAACGGAGGACAAAAACAAA
Messenger RNA from Anguilla anguilla (European eel), 1700 nucleotides. RefSeq names its product trafficking protein particle complex 6b (gene trappc6b). The transcript has 6 exons. Gene Ontology annotation, cellular component: trans-Golgi network; cis-Golgi network; TRAPP complex. Gene Ontology annotation, biological process: regulation of GTPase activity; endoplasmic reticulum to Golgi vesicle-mediated transport. Bases 645 to 1121 code for a protein of 158 amino acids. Lineage: Eukaryota; Metazoa; Chordata; Actinopteri; Anguilliformes; Anguillidae. The record is from RefSeq and is a predicted model, not a curated record.